UGAAACUUAGUUUCCUGUUAACAAUCUCCUGCACAUUGACUGUGUGCAAAGGAUUUUGAGGGGACUGAAAAUGUUUCUUCUUCUGAGUUGUUGGAUUAUUGCAGGUGUUUCAGCAGAGGACCCACCAACGAUGCACUACAGGGAGAGAAACAGCUAUUUAUGUCUAAAAAUCAGAAAACCACCACCACAUAAAGACAUCAAGUGGCGUUUAAAUGAGAAAGUCAUUGUUAUGCAGAUGAACAUCACACCUAAGUACAUAGGUAAAGUGAAUUAUAAUCCACAGGACCACUCAGUGUGUAUCAAAAACCUCAACGAGACAGACAAUGGCAGCUAUCAAGUUUCAGUCACUGAUGGGAAUUAUGAUGAAUCUGUGGAGAAACACAUACUGAUUGUGGAAGAAACUGUUCCCACACCUGUCAUUAAGAUGUCAGGGCAGCACUCCAACCUGUCUGCUGGAUUCUGCAACAUCACAGUCAACUGCUCCAUCCAGGACGACUGGGUGUGGUCUGUCUGCGAUGGAGACAGUUGCACAACAUCUCAGAGAUCACUGAGGAAGGUCAACAUCACCAUCUCAACCGACACCAGAUCUAUUGUGUGUCGUGGCAACAACCAUGUCAGCACAAGCAAUGUUUCUGAAAGCAUAGAGGCAAGGUGCUCAAGAAAAUCUAAUUCUGAACACGAGGAGCCAUCAGGACCACCCACUGUACAAAUAAUACUUAUCGCAGUGUGUGUGUUCUUCUGUGUAUUUGCUGUCUGUGUGGCCAAGGGACUUUUUUCAACAGGCCGUAACUCCUUUCAGGGUCAGACAUCUUCUGCUCAGUUAAUAGAAAACCAGCCAGUGGAUGCACAGCCUGCGCAGAGAGUCUCUACCUCUUCCUCCAGUCAAGCUGAGGCCUCUUAUGAAAACGUGGAUACGUCACAGCCCUGCCAGACCAGCAGCCCAACCAUCAGCCCAAGAGAGGGCUUGGGAUCUGCGCAAAGUCAGAAAGUAGAUACUGUGUACAGCAUUUUACAGGCACCAAAAAUGACUUCCUCGCUAGGCAAGGUUGACGGCAGUGAAGAUACGAAAGGACCCAAGGACGUACAAGAGGCAUCGGCGUCUCAGUAUGUCAUCCUGGACGAGGCACAGCACUCUGCAAAAAUUGACACAGUGUACAGUGUGUUGCAAAAGCCAAAAAUCUGAAGUCACAGCACCACCGAUACGUCAAAUUUUCAGAAGACAUGAGAAGAUGAACAUGACAAGUUAGACUCUGUUAGUUGAGCAGGUUAGACUCUGUGAAAGCCAGAAUUAUGAUAUUGACGUUCAUUCAGUAUUCACUUGAAACUGGAGGACACUUCUUUCGUGAUUUUCCAAUUUUUUUUUUUUUUACAGUUUUUUAGUAUUGGUAUUUGUAUUUUUCCAGAAGAGAUGAGAAGCUCAUUUAUAUUUUUUCUUUACAUGAAAAAGCAAUCAAACAAAAAAAAAAAAAAACUCAUUCAUUCGUCAAGUCAUUUGUGAAUGACCCACCACUAUAACAUGUUUUUUUAACAGACUUCUUUGGAUUGUUGCAUCCUAAAAUGCCUGAUUUCAAAGGCAGCUUUUCAAAAAAAAAAAAAAAGCACUGCAUGUUGUUACGUCUUUGGGCAUUUCUUUCUUUUUUUUUUUUCAAUGAAAUUGCGAGAGCAAGGGAAAAUGGUGAAAAACAUUUUUUUUUAAAUUUAUAAUUCAUUAAAAAUUAAAGGCAACUUGUUCCAGUCCGAAAAAACAUGGCUAACCAUGCAUAUUAGGCUAACUCACCUUGAUUCUUUUAGCAUGUUUUGAUGAUUUGUCUUGUCAGUUGUCCAUGCACUCAGCCAUUCUCUACAUGUGUUUUGAGGUAGAAAAAUCUUUGUCAAACGUUGUGGUUUGUGUUCCACCACAAUUUUGCACACAGUGCAAAAUAGUUAACCCCUGUUUUCCUGCAGAAUAUCAGGGAUUUGCCUUGCAUGAUCUUUACCAGUGGUAUUUGUUGGUAAAUGUGAGAUGUUUGUGUUGUACGUCUGCAUCUUCACAACUGGAAAGAAGGAAAUGAGUUUGGUGAUGAUAUGCAUGGUACUGCUAUGAUUCGUAAAACUAAUGGAGGACUACAAUGAUUGGGAACAUUUGCGUUAAAGUUGCAGUGAUUGGACAAAAUUGCAAUGUUGGGCAGAGUUCUCAGGGAUUGGUUGAAUUUGCAUGAAUUGUUGCAGUCGCGUCCUCGCAAUAAUCCUGAAAGGCUGUGUAAGGUCCAGUGUUAUCAACUGCAGCAGCAGUAUGCUGCAGACCUUCAGCUGAACAGAGAGUUUGCCACAAAUAUUUCAUGCAUAACUCAACCAGGACUCAAUGAAAAUCUUACACAGUAGUAGUAUCAUUUUUAGGUGCUCGCAAUGCAAACCAAGCCUUAAAGCCCGAACAGGAAAAAACGCAGAAGUUAUGGUAUUUGAUACAGAUUUUUCAAUGUGACAUACAUACAAAGCAGUGACCCAGAGCUUAAUGGGGACAGCAGAAUUUAAAUUAAAAUUGGUCACUAAAACGUUUUUAGACUUGGUGAAAGUUUUAGGUUGUUUCUACUUGUUUCUGUACAGACAAAAGAUGGAUCUUUGCUGAUUCAAAUAAGGCUAUUACAUUGAAGGACUUGCAUUAUAGCAUCUUGUGUGAUUUCAAAAGUUGUAUAUACUGUACAGGAUUCCUAUUUUGUUAAUAAGCUGACACACAGAACAAUAUACUGCAUGUAUGGAGAUGUAAGAGGAGACACUGUAUUGCACUUAUUGAAGCUUACCAAAGUUUGUCUCAUUUGUUGGUGAGGAUGUUUUAUUGUUUUACUUGACAGACCCCAAUCACUGUGCAGUUAAAAUAGGAGUACCUAUAAAUGACCACAUGGGGGUGCCAAAUUACCUUAAUUGAUACCUACACAAUGUAAGUGCUCCUUUGUAAGUCUGGGACUGUUGGAGGUAGUUAUGUCCCAGGAUGCUAUGUCAAGGUGACUAAUGAGCCACAUUCUCAAAAAGCUUUAGUACCUAAUAAUAUCUUCUUGAAAUUACUUACAUUAAACUCAGAGUUUAAUUCCUGGCAGCAUUGUGUUCCAGCAAACACAAUUGACUGCUCAGGGGUCACAUCCUUAGCACUGUACUAAUGUAUGGGACUGAUGGUUCUGAGCAAGUUAGCAAGCUGCAGGCCUUUCUGUACCAUCUCUUUACUGAAAAUGAAUGACCCCAUUGUUUUGCUUGGACCUGCUGUAUUAAAAAUUAGAGCAGAACAGAGUGGGAACCUUUGUGUCUGAUUUUUUCAGACUCAGCCCUCGUUGCGUUGCCUGUUAUCUUCUUCUGAUGUUUCUGAUUGAGAAGCAUUGACCGCACACUUCCUCAUGUCACCAUCAGUCGUCAUUGUUUUCAAAAUAUUCUGUUAAAAAUUAUGCUUUAAUCACUGUAUUAUUUACCACUGAUGCAGUGCGUUUGACUAAAUC
This is a messenger RNA of Epinephelus lanceolatus (giant grouper), 3461 nucleotides long. RefSeq lists its product as uncharacterized. Gene Ontology annotation, cellular component: membrane. NCBI's taxonomy places the organism in Eukaryota, Metazoa, Chordata, Actinopteri, Perciformes, Serranidae. The record is from RefSeq and is a predicted model, not a curated record.